AUGGAGCGCUCAAGCCAAACGUCAGGAGACGUGUACUUCCAUGCUAUCGACGGCGUGGAAGAGAUGGGGAGGUACUGUAUUGGGGGUUACCACCCAGUCAGCAUCGGCGACAGACUUAACGCCCGAUAUCGCGUGGUGCAUAAACUUGGCCAUGGCAGCUAUUCCACUGUCUGGCUGGCCCGCGACGAGCAACUCCAGCGGCUUGUUGCUGUCAAGGUAUGCACUGCCGACGCCAGCGGACAGGAGUCGAAAAUCCUGUCGAUCCUGAAGAGUUCCUCGAAUGUAGGCCACGACGACAGCGUUAUGAGUGGGCGAGACAUGAUCCCUUCCGUCCUUGACACCUUUUGCGUACAUGGUCCGCAUGGCACACAUACCUGCCUGGUCACUGAGUGUGUAAGAUGCACUUUGGAUGACGCGAGAAGGAGAUCUUGGGGCUUGCCGCUAGAUUUGAGUGUUGCCCGCGCGAUUGCUGCACAGUUUGUGCUUGCUGUGGCUUACAUGCAUCGUAAUGGGUACGUCCAUGGAGACCUUCAUGUCGGGAACAUCCAUCUGAGGCACCUAGAAAAUUUGGAUCAUCUCUCGGAUGAGGAGUUAUAUGAAGAGUUUUGGGAACCAGAAUAUGCACCGGUCAAAACAUUCCACGACAAGCGGAUCCCCCCGACCGUCCCUAUCGCCGCCAUUCUUCCCUUGAGGUUCCCAGUUCGGACAGAUCAGCUGUCACUCUCAGAAGCCCGCAUUCUCCUGGCGGAUUUCGGCGAGUCAUAUCGCCCAUCAGAAGAGCAGCGGCUCGCCUGUCGCACCCCAGUGCAUUGCCGACCGCCGGAGGACCGCUUCGAGCCAUCGGAGCCGCGCUCAUUCCCAAGCGAUAUCUGGACCCUCGCAUGUUCAAUCUGGGGAAUCAUCGGGCAGCAGUCGUUAUUCGAGUCAUUCAUGCCGUGCGAAGAUAAAACAGCGUCGAUACAAGUCGAGCUCCUUGGAAAGCUCCCACCCGAGUGGUGGGCGCGGUGGGAGACCCGCUCAGAAUACUUCACCGAGGACGGCGAGAUACUAGAUGACGACCGACACUUAUGGACCUGGGAAUUCCAAUUCGAGACUACUGUGCAGGAAUGGCGCCGAGAGCGUGGCAUGGAAAUUGUUGGGUUGGAGGAGAAGGAGGCGCUAUAUGCCAUGCUCAAGCCGAUGCUGGCGUACAAGCCGACGGAGCGCUGUAGCGUGAGCGAUGUUCUGAAGUCCAAGUGGAUGACAGAAUGGGGGAUGCCGGGCUAUGAGAAGCUACUCAUGCGAGAAAAAGGAUUAAAGGAAUAG
Molecule: messenger RNA, 1305 nt
Organism: Metarhizium acridum CQMa 102
Lineage: Eukaryota; Fungi; Ascomycota; Sordariomycetes; Hypocreales; Clavicipitaceae
Biological process (GO): regulation of mRNA processing; spliceosomal complex assembly; peptidyl-serine phosphorylation
Molecular function (GO): protein serine/threonine kinase activity; ATP binding
Source: RefSeq, a predicted model, not a curated record